GAUGACAGCGAAUGACAGCCUUGUUUAGCUGCAGCCAGUGUGCUACAACGCUAACCGCCAACAAACUCUCUUUCUGGCCUACAAACCUAAUGAAUAACCGCGUCUAGAGACUCUGGGACUAACUUGCAGAAGCCAGGUACAUUUGCCCUUUAGUUCUCCGUCUGCCUGGGGCCCGUGAAGAUGGUGAAGCCAGACAUCCACACUCUGGCCCACCACCUGAAGCAGGAGCGGCUAUAUGUGGCGUCGGAGAAACAUCUGAUCCAGAGGCUCAACAGCGAUGUACUGAAGACUGCUGAGAGGCUCUACCGUGCCGCAUGGAUUGCCAAGCAGCAGAGGAUCAACCUCGAUCGGCUCAUCCUCACCAGUGUGGAGGCCUCCCCGGCUGAGUGCUGCCAACAUGCCAAAAUGCUGGAAGAUACACAGUUCAUCGAUGGAUACAAGACUCUGGGUUUCCAGGAAACGAUCUACGGCGAGUUCUUGGCCAGAUUUCGGGAAAAUCCCAGACUUGUUGCUUCCUGCCUGGUGGCAGGAGAAAAACUUAACCAGGAACACACCCAGGGCGUCAUCUAUAACGUCUUCACCUCACUUUACGGCAACUGUAUCAUGCAGGAGGACGAGAGCUACCUGCUGCAGGUGUUAAGAUAUUUGGUAGAAUUUGAGCUGAAGGAGAGCGACAACCCUCGCCGUCUUCUCCGACGUGGAACCUGUGCCUUCAGCAUCCUUUUCAAACUCUUCUCCGAGGGCCUGUACUCGGCCAAGCUCUUCCUCACGGCUACCCUUCAUGAAGCCAUAAUGCAGCUGUUGGUGGAGGAUGAAGAUCACUUGGAAACCGACCCGGCUAAGGUGACGGAGCGCCUCACUCCAGCUCAGCAGGAACGCUUCGGGGAGAAAGGCUCCGAGGAAUACAAGCAAAGAGUUCAGGCAGCUGUGGAGGCUAACGAAGCCAAGCUGGUAGCUCUGGUCAACAAGUUCAUCGGUUACCUUAAGCAGAACACCUACUGCUUUCCUCACAGCCUACGCUGGAUCGUGUCCCAAAUGUACAAAACUCUGUCGUGUGUGGAGCGUCUUGAAGUGGGCGAGGUGCGCACCAUGUGCACCGACCUCCUGCUGACCUGUUUCAUUUGCCCGGCUAUCGUUAACCCAGAGCAGUAUGGCAUCAUCUCCGAUGCACCCAUCAAUGAAGUGGCUCGUUUCAACCUGAUGCAGGUGGGGCAGCUUCUACAGCAGCUGGCCAUGGCCGAUGACGAUUCAGACCCCAGACGGAAGAGCAGUUUGUCAAAGUUUGAUAAGAGUUGUGUUGCUGCUUUUCUGGAUGUGGUGAUUGGAGGACGAGCCGUUGAGACGCCACCCAUGUCCUCCAUGAACCCUCUCGAAGGUCUCAGCAGAACGGCGGUCUACAUUACUCAUAGUCAGCUGCUUGCACUGGUGGACUUUGUUCGGAGCGUGAUGGCAGGAGACCAUCUUCGAGAGGAGGAGCACAUGGCCCUGGAGACCCUGCUAGCUAACGUUCCACACUCCCGACCCGUGAAGAGCAACAGUUUGGAGCUGACCCCCUCCAACACCCCUCAGCUUUCCCCAGCUACAACCCCUGCCAAUAAGAAGAACAGAUUACCCAUAGGACAACAUUUAGCUGCUAUAACAUCCUGGGACCCCUCAUCCACCACUCUCUCUGCUCACAUUCCAUUAGUAACCCCUUUUGCUGCUCGCAGCCGUAGCCGUACCAACAUCGCCCAGGAGGGGGAGGCAGAGGCCAGCUCCCAGGAGUCCCUGCAAGAGCUGAUGCCAGAGGAGGUGCUAGUAAUUUCACUCGGAACUGGUCCUCAAACUGUCCCUGGGAUGAUGUCAGAGAAUGAGGUUUUGAACUUGCAGAUGGCUGAUGGGCCCCAGGGGGACGGCCUUGCUGAUGAUACCAAGCUGCACGGCAAACCAGACAAAACCCUUCGCUUCUCACUGUGCAGCGACAACUUGGAGGGAAUCUCAGAGGGACCGUCCAAUCGCUCCAACUCAGUUUCCUCUCUGGACCUGGAGGGAGAGUCUGUCUCUGAGUCGGGAGCUGGACCAUCAGGGAGCAACGGGGUAGAAGCACUGCAGCUGUUGGAGCACGAACAGGCUACCACUCAGGACAACCUGGAUGACAAACUGCGCAAGUUUGAGCUCAGAGAUAUGAUGGGUCUGACGGAUGACCGGGACAUCUCUGAGACGGUCAGUGAGACCUGGAGCACCGACGUCCUUGGAAGCGACUUUGACCCAAAUACGGAUGAAGAUCGACUGCAGGAAAUAGCAGGGGCAGCAGCGGAGAACAUGCUCGGCAGCCUGCUGUGCCUUCCUGGCUCCAGUUCAGUUCUCUUGGACCCCUACGGCUCCACCAUCUCAGAGACCACAAGCGAAGCCUGGAGUGUGGAGGUCCUUCCCAGUGACUCAGAAGCUCAAGACCUGAAGCAGGAGGAACGCCUGCAGGAGCUGGAGAGCUGCUCUGGGGUCGGCAGCACCUCAGAUGACACAGAGGUCAGAGAAGUCAGCUCGAGACCCAGUACACCAGGCCUCAGUGUUGUCUCAGGUAUCAGUGCGACCUCAGAAGACAUCCCAAACAAGAUCGAGGACCUGCGGUCCGAGUGCAGCUCAGAUUUCGGCGGGAAGGACUCCGUGACCAGUCCUGAUGGCGAGGAGUCGGGUCAUGGAGCCCACCAGCUGACAUCUCCACCUUCACAGGCCGAUUCGUUGCUCGCCAUGUUCGAUCCGCUCUCCUCCGGUGAAGGUUCUUCCACAGGGACAAUAGUCAGGCCCAAGGUGCACUACGCCAGGCCCACUCACCCUCCCCCAGAUCCUCCCAUCCCUGAAGCCAGUGCCAUGGGGCCGGAUGUGCGGCACUCCAUUUGCACGGCCCAAUACUUGGCCCAGUCUGAGCUGGAGCAGUCAAAGCAGCGCCAUUCCUUCCCUGACAGACUGGUCCGCAGUCGCAGUUCUGACAUCGUGUGCCCGGGUCGACGGCCCACGAGCGACCCCGGCCUCAACAGGCGGGUAGCGGUCGAAGAGCGUGACCCUCCCGGGGCUUUCGCCUCAGGACCAUCGUCAUCGCCAAGCAAAGACUCCCUGAAAGGAGAGGUGGAGGACAGAAAAGACAGCGACGAUGAAAAAUCUGAUCGCAACAGACCGUGGUGGAAGAAACGUUUCGUCUCAGCCAUUCCCAAAGCUCCCAUCACAGCGUUCAGGAAGAAGGACAAACAUGAGAAGGAGGAUCCGCCUCAGGAUCGUGUUCCACAAGAUGACCCAGUGCCAAGACAGAACUCUCAAGCCCAGGCAGCCGAGGACAUUCUGGACAAGUACAGGAACAUCAAGAGGACCAGUCCGAGUGACGGAGCCACAGGAGGAGCCUCUUAUGACGGUUCAGGAGGUCUGUGCGAUGAAGACAAUGUGAAUGAGCCUCCCAGAGAGGAUGCUCUGCAGAAUAUUUCUGCAGAUGAUCUACCAGACUCAGCCAGCCAGACGGCGCAGCAGCACGAUUCCAAAUUUUCUUUUAGUGAUGCAAAGAAGAAGCUAAGGUUGGCUUUGUGCUCUGCUGACUCUGUGGCUCUCCCUAUUAUGGCACCAACAAGCACACGUAAUGGACUCCCUGAUCACAUGGACCCUGAAGACAAUGAAAUCGUCUGCUUCCUGAAGAUCCAGCUGGCGGAGGCCAUCAACCUUCAGGAUAAGAACCAGAUGGCCCAGAUUCAGGAGACCACUCGCUGCGUCAGCCGUUUUGAUGCACGCACCUGCAGGAAGCUGCUUGCCGCCAUCGCAGAGGAUUACAGAAAGCGGGCUCCGUACAUAGCUUAUCUAACCAGGUGUCGCCAGGGUCUGCAGACAUCCCAGGCCCACCUGGAGAGGCUCCUGCAGAGGGUCCUGAGAGACAAGGAGGUGGCAAACCGCUACUUCACCACAGUCUGCGUUCGCCUCCUUCUUGAACAUAUGGAGACAAAGAUGCUGGAGUUCAUUAAAGCUUUCCAGGGGUGCACAGCAGCUGAUGACAAGACUGCAGCAGUGGAGGAUUUCCUGCGCUACUUGUACGGUGCCAUGGCCCGUGAUGCCAUUUGGCAGUUUGCAAGCGAGGACCAGCUGCAGGACGCCCAGAUGGCCAUCGAGCGCAGCGUUAUGAACCGCAUCUUCAAACUGGCCUUCUACCCCAAUCAGGAUGGAGAUAUUCUCAGAGACCAGCUGUUCCAUGAACACAUCCAGCGGCUUUCAAAGGUUGUGACAGCAAAUCAUAGAGCUCUGCAAAUCCCAGAGGUUUACCUUAAAGAGGCUCCCUGGCCUUCAGCACAGGCUGAGAUCAGGACCAUCAACGCAUACAAGACGCCACGAGACAAAGUCCAGUGCAUCCUGCGCAUGUGUUCCACCAUCAUGAAUCUGCUGAGUCUCGCCAACGAAGACUCUGUGCCAGGAGCGGACGACUUCGUCCCAGUCCUCGUCUUCGUCCUCAUAAGAGCAAACCCGCCCUGCCUGCUGUCCACCGUUCAGUACAUCAAUAAUUUCUACGCCAGCCGGCUGAGUGGGGAGGAGUGCUAUUGGUGGAUGCAGUUCACCGCUGCGGUGGAAUUCAUUAAGACCAUCGACGAUCGCAAGUGAAGCAGAACAGCCACCUGUACGGGCAGACUGCGGGGGAAGGAGCCGGGAGACUGGGAGACUUCCCAGCCAACUGCUCCCACUGCAGAAAAGCUGGCUCUCAGCCCUGCUCCGAAUUUGUAUAACUUGUACAUAGCCAGAGACGUUGAGAGAUAACAAAAUAUAUAUUACUGUACGUAUGUGGACAAAUCCAGAUCUUAGCUGAGGUGGGGGAGAAACAUGCAACCGUAAGGUUAAAUCUGAUUUCAAAUUUUCCUUGUAUUCUUUUUUUGAGGUUUCCUCCCUUUUUUGUUGGAUAUGUUAGGAAUUUUAUGUAUUCACAAUAAUAUGAGGUUAAAUCAAUGUAAAAUAUAAUCUUAUCUAAAGGGACCAGACCUCCUUGGUGAUGAUCGCUGUUUUGUUUUUGUUUGUUUCCCACGCAGGUUCGAGUUGAGGGAUGAACUACAGUGUAACUUUUAAUUCACUGCAUUUGGUUGCAGUGAUUCACAGUUAUAGCUGCUGAUGGGAUUUAAUGACAUUCACACUGAGAUCAACACACGUUUCACCACACGCUCAUCCAACACUUGGGCAGCUUGUUUCAUGAUUUACGGCAACUUCUUUUCCAAACUUUCAAUAAUUAGAAUAUAAGGGCCUACAUAUUUUAACACACAAGAUAUUUAUAAAGUUUGCUCUAUUUAAUGCUUUAUCUAACUUUAAGAAGAAAAAAAUAAAAAAUAACAAUGCAUAUCAUGUCUUGAGGUUAUAGUGAAAACAUUUGAAACAUUUGGACCGCUUGCGUCAGGAAGGCACCUUUAGCAUUGUGAUGUACAGGGUUAACUCAUGCACAGAGCAACAGUGGCAUUUAUGGAUCUAUAGAAAUAGUGCCUUUGAUGUGGGGUGCUCUACAGGUUUUUAGUUGUUAAACUAAAAUAGAUGCUCUUUUCCCCCCUCCCCGCCCGUCCACUCGCCACUGGGUCACUGACCAUUUCCCCCCCUGCUGGAACGUGGGCAUCGCCGCACUUCUUACCGUCCUGGCUCAGUCCUUUUUGAAGCACGUAAGUCGGAACAACAAAAAAAAUCCCAACCUACCUCAGAGUUAUACCCAAUGAGCCUACAAUCGGAUUAAUUGAAAGACGUGCUGAUCACCUUUACACUGGUUAAAAAUAAAAAAUAGAAGAAAUGAAUAUUUAAUUGAAAUACUGUGAUGUUUUUUGUGCCGCCAUCCUUCAUCGAAAUGACCUUUGGCGAUGGUAUUAUAGUAAGUUUUGUAAUAUUAUACCUGAGAUUCCCACUUUUGCAUCUGUAAACUAUUUUGGAUCUCUACCUCCUUAUGAGUUCGACAAAAGGGACUUUUAUUUAUGUGCGCUUCUUUCCUUUUCUUUUUUUUUUGUCCUCCCCCAGCUAUGGUGUGGUGUGAUGGCUCGUUAUCAUUGUAUUUUUCUAGCUGUUUCAAGCAUGUUAACUAUUCAAUGACUGAAACCCUCUUUUCUUUUUUCCUCCCCUUUUAAAUCCUGCUUCAUUUUUCAGCACAGUUGUGCCAUUUGUAUUAUAGUUUACAAUAAUCCAUUUUUUCCCCAGUUACGACAGCACAAUUCACAGUAGGAUAAAGGUCCAAAAACUAAAAACGGAAAAGAAAAAAAAAAACACUAUUGACUUGUUACUGACUUGCAGUUGAUGCUAAAGUGAUUGGUGUAGAAUGAAUGUAGGUGUGCGAGAGGCUUGUGCGACUUGUCGACCCUCUGCCUCCUCUUGCAUGAAGUCAUUGUUCGGUCUGUGCAGUCUCAGUCGUCAUGAACUGUAGAAUAGGAUUAGAAUGGGCCACAGACCUGCAGCUGAACCUGCAAGAGGAUGCAAAGCAUUCUUUUUGUGUCCGCGAUACAUGCAUAUCAGAAACUGGUAUAUUUUGCACAAAGCAAACUUGUUUUCCUGGACGAUUCGACAGGGAGCGGUGCAUUUUUGCCUUUACUCUUCAACUAAUGUGAUUAAAAUGAAUUGCAAAGUUAAGCAUCUCACUGUGUUUCUCUUUUAAGCUGAAGAACUGGUAUUGGAUACCUUCACAAACUAGCUUUCCUUUUUCUUUUUUCCUUUAAUACCCGUCCCCAACAGCUCGUGAACAGGUUUUCUGUGUACGUGCACUGCUCUUCCUUGCAGUCAGAGUAAUGAAUCCAAUGAGAAAACCACACACUGGAAAAUCAAGUUGCAGGUUGCAUCUAUACUACUUAGCUUUAUGUGAUGUCACUUUAAUUGGGGAAUACAUACUCCACAAAUCGGAUCAAAUUACUCGGACCUGGCCUCGUGUGUCAGCGUGUCCUCAGACAGCCAAUCACAGCAACAGUGUUCAUGAAGAAAACAAAUUAUCGUACGAAAGAAAAACAACUCUGCAAAUGAAAUUUGAGCCUUCAGUGUUAGCGACCAAAUGUACUAAAGAGUUCAGAGCUUUGCUCCUCUGCUUUUGGUACAGUUAAAAAAGUAAAAGUUUUACAUUUUGCUUCAGAUUUAUUCAUUUGGAAGCUUGCACCACCAUGCAGGGAAAGUUGAUUCGUCUUUGCAGUGAUCAAUGCAUUAUGUCCUUUCUCCUUUCAAAACAAAUACAAAAUGCACACCUUUUUUUUUAACCUUUAUUUCUACCUGAUUAAACACUUUUUCACACAAUGUUAAACAUCUGUGACUUUUUCAGACGGUAUGCAGUGAUUCACACAAUGGCUGCAAAAGUUUAUCAAGCCUUUGCAUUGCAUAUAAUUGUAAGUGGGAGCAACAGAGGAGAAAUAUCCACAAAUGGCAACGUCUCUGCAAACAUUUCAUUACUGCUGACUAGAGUUUCAGUGGGUUGUAAUUGGAGAGAUCCCCCCCUUCAUCUAAAAGCUCUCCUUACAUCACCGGCUGCCUCCUCUAAUACCCAUCUUUUUACCAUUAUGAACAUGUUCUUGGAGUGCUUAGUGUCCCUUGAUGAUAUCUCUUAAUUGUUCAUUUAAAUUCAAAUAUUGGUGAGUAAAGUUAAUUAGCAGCAUAAGCCAGUGGCUAGAUUGGAUCUUUGUGACGCUCAAAAUAUCUGAGCUGCUGCGAGAUGCUGAAGUUUGUUUAAAAUUUAAAGUGCCAAAGGUGUUUUUUUUUUUU
Cyprinodon variegatus (sheepshead minnow) is the source of this 7695-nucleotide messenger RNA. RefSeq names its product GTPase activating protein and VPS9 domains 1 (gene gapvd1). The transcript is spliced from 28 exons. Gene Ontology annotation, molecular function: small GTPase binding; guanyl-nucleotide exchange factor activity. Gene Ontology annotation, biological process: regulation of GTPase activity; vesicle-mediated transport. Gene Ontology annotation, cellular component: cytosol; endocytic vesicle. The record is from RefSeq and is a predicted model, not a curated record. Lineage: Eukaryota; Metazoa; Chordata; Actinopteri; Cyprinodontiformes; Cyprinodontidae. The coding region runs from base 181 to 4605 and encodes 1474 amino acids.